This is a messenger RNA of Nanorana parkeri, 2558 nucleotides long. It is a transcript of the gene CCDC87, whose product is annotated as coiled-coil domain containing 87. The transcript is spliced from 18 exons. Lineage: Eukaryota; Metazoa; Chordata; Amphibia; Anura; Dicroglossidae. The record is from RefSeq and is a predicted model, not a curated record. The annotation marks the transcript as partial.
UUACUGUAAACAUGGUAAAUGAUACUAGAGAUCGGAAGUCUUUCCUUAUGAACAGAAAACACAUGUCACCAUCCACGGAGGAGAGAGUGGAUGUCCAGAGAUUACAUCAGCUAUACAAUGAUAUCCUAAAACCCCUGACUUUAUUCCCCAAUCACAGUCCGCGCUCCAGACGUGAAAAAAAAGAUGAGGUCUACUCCCGUUCAGCCGCACCAUUCAUGAAAGACAUGCGCACUGUUUCGCCAGAUGUUCUUUGUGAUAUGGUUAGAAGAAGGUUACAUAAACUAUUGCCAUUUACUUCUGGAUCCACAGAUGUCCAAAAAGUAUUUGAGGAGAUUAUUCUAAGCGAGGUGAAAGUUGCCUGUGAUGGUAUUCCACAUGUCCUAUGCACUACUUUAUUAAAUUCAAGAGAAAAGCAUCGCCUGCACCGCCGUGUCCUCGAUCACAUCAUGAUUGUCUCCGAGCAGCUGUUCCUGCACUACUUGCACAGAAUGGAUUGGAGGAAAUCACAUUCUCUCUUCACUGAAGAAGCCGAUCUCACACGUUGCAAGGCACAGUUGUUGCUUGAUUGCUCCAAAUUCUUUAAUGUUUUUUCAGCCAGUCAUUACUUAAUUGCUGAGAUCAAAGAGUUGGAAGGCAAAGAAUCCGAUGAUCAAACUGACUUGUUUUCUCAGCAAUCACACAAAAAGAAGGCCCCAUAUAAAAGCUUUAAACAAACUUUUACUAUGGAAUAUUUUGUACGAUUGGGCAGACCAGACAUUGCUGUUCAUAAAGUCCAAAGAGAAACAGAUCUGAUGCAGAUUAAAAAUAUACAGCGACCGGACUUAGAGAAGGUACGUAAGUUGUUUUCCGGACAAGAAGACUACAGCACAUUUACAAAGAAUGUUCAGUGUGAAGCCGUGACAACCGCAUGUUCAUUCAGACAUGAGGAAGAGGAAGAAACAGAAGAAGAAAAGGGUUAUGCCAAGUGCACUUUGAUUAAGGUUAAGAGUAUGUCUUGCCCCAAUUUGAGGAGUGGUGAUCUGCUGGCUGAUGAACUGAGGAUAACAUUUAAACCAUAUCCUGCCGAGUGCCCAAAUAUUGUUAGUAUACCGCAUACAAAAGUAGAGGCAAAUCCUGUAUCAGAUGAUCUACGAAGGUUAAUACAGGACUCCACAUUGCCAAGCACGGGUCGUGUAGAGAGACAGUAUUCUGAUGAGGAGAUUCCUCCACUAAUAAGUGCUAUAGCUCCUGGAUACAGGAACGCAGCUAGACGUAAAAAAAUGGAAGCUGUGUUACAGAGUUUAAAUAAGAAAUCAGCAGAGCCUAAAGAAAUGGAGAAGACACAGACAAUCCAUCCACAGACCUUCACAGUUGAUGUCCAGAUCCCCAACAAGCCAUUAGUAAGAAGAGCUGAUAUGCAGGCCUCUGACAGAAUAUUCACACACUUAACUGAAAUGCAGAAAUACCCACCCAUAUACAAUGACUUUGCAUCAGAGAUUGAUUCUGCUACUGUAAAGAAACUGGAUAGAAACUUGUAUGUUGGGCAGGAGCUAGAAGAAGUGUAUACAGAACUUGUUAAGAACCUUUCCACGAACCACCUGAAGUUUGAUCAGGAUUUAGAAUUUGAGCCCUAUGCAACAAAACUGGAUUUCUCUGUGUGUACAGCCUCAUCCACAUUAACCAAAAAAACUAACCAGCGGGUGAUCAACAAGGAGCUAGAUUCCUUGGCUGCCAUUAAUGACGUCAUGCAACACAUGCCUACUGACAAAGAAGCUUCUAGAAAUGUUAAUUCCUGGCUUGUUUGGUGGAAGUCUAUUGUCAACACUGAUGACUACAUGAAAUAUGUAUCCACACAGGACCUGGAUUACCUAAAGGUGAUUUACCAUUUAUACAACAGUGAUUCUGAAGAUGAAGAGCAGGCACACAUUGCUUUGAUGAAGAAGCAAGAAGAGCAAAAGAGGCAACGGGAGAGAAAGAUUGCAGAUCUCAGAGCAGAGAAGCAAAGUUACAGCCCUGGCAUGUGGAACGUCAACAGCGUCAUGCUUGGGGGUCUCGGAUCAGACCCACAUAGAGUUACAUCUGCCAGCUAUCUAGAUCUUCAGAACAAGAUCAAUGCGGUUUGGAAUGCACUUCACGUACCAGAAGGCCAGCGACUGGAUAUGGCUAUUAAAUAUAGUUCCAAUGAAUACAGAGACCGGCUGCCAGAGGCAAUACGGGUGUGGGAAAAGGCAGUAAUACUCAUCCAGAGAAGAGAGAAAAUGUUAGCUGAGCUGGAGAUAUUUGAGAGAGAGGCCUCCGAUCCUAACAGAUUCUUCCUCAGAGGUUACAAAGGUACAUCAGUUGCAAGGAUGGAAGAGUCUAAGCAAAGGCAGAAGCUGUACAAACAAAUGUCACACACUGAACAUGCCAUAGCAAAAGUACUACAAAUGAUAAAGAGGACAUUUAAUGAUACAGUCAGCUACAAGGGCAGACCAUAUACUGAAAAAAUGAAGUGGGACAAAACAGAGAUGCUUUACUGGCUGCAGCAAGAUCGUCGCAAAACUUUAAUGGUAAUGGAUACCAAAAAAGAAAGCAUGAAU